AUGGGAUCACAACCUUCAAAGGGACAUCAGGUGCAGCAGCAGCAGUUGGGGCUGAGGGAGCAGCUGAGGGCAGGUUCGGGCAUGGUGGUGCUGGUGGUGGCAGGCACAGCAGCAGGCAGCGCGGACCCCUUCAUUCAGCGCCUGGCGUGCAGCAUUGCUGCCAGAGGCCACGUGCCCGUAGUUCUCAACCUCAGAGGAUGUGGUAACAGCCCCCGUUACCUCCCCACGUGGACUCCCCCUGUGACUCCCCCUGUGACUCCCCCUGUGACUCCCUUGUGA
Messenger RNA from Closterium sp. NIES-65, 279 nucleotides. NCBI's taxonomy places the organism in Eukaryota, Viridiplantae, Streptophyta, Zygnematophyceae, Desmidiales, Closteriaceae. The record is from the annotation of a GenBank genome assembly.